Messenger RNA from Peronospora matthiolae, 1176 nucleotides. NCBI's taxonomy places the organism in Eukaryota, Oomycota, Peronosporomycetes, Peronosporales, Peronosporaceae. The record is from the annotation of a GenBank genome assembly.
AUGAGGAUGUACCUCAUCUCCAAGGGGUUAUGCGAAGCUGUUAACGCCACAUCUGGCGUCUCCGAGGCGAAGGAGCAGCAGGCGCAUGCGGCAAUCGUGCUAAACUUGAGCGAUACUCAGCUCAUGCAUGUCAUUACAACGAGUAGUGCACGCGAAGCAUGGGGAGCACUCGCGCGAGUUCAUCGGACCCAAGACAUGGCAAGUCGGCUGUGGCUAAAGGAGAAGUUUGCGACUUUCAAGUUUACGGCAUCGGACAUGGGCGCCAACGUUAUGGAGCUGGAGCGGCUCGUGCUGGAAAUGAAUGGAGCUUCGUGUGGACCAAGUGAAGAAGAUACGUGUGCAACGUUGCUGCGAAGUCUCCCGGCGCAAUACGAGGGACUGGUGCAGGCUUUUCGCAUGAGCGUCACACAAUUCAGCUUCAAAGAUCUGGUGAGCAAGCUAAUCGCCGAGGAAGUGCGCAAGAAGGAUUCGACGCGCAUUGAAGACGAGACAGCGCUACAUGUCGGCAAACGACAGGAGAAGAAAAGCUUUAACAGAAGGAGCGGUGGUCCGCGGAAGACAGGGUCAAGUGUUCAGUGCUUUAAUUGUGGUAAGCGCGGACACUACGCGCGAGACUGCAGGAAAAAGAAAGCUGCUAAUGGCGAGAGACAAGAAGACCACUCGAAUGUGGCGUUCACAGUAACUCAAGGAAAUACGAGCGACUGCUGGAUCAUGGACAGCGGCGCAACGGCGCACGUGUGCAAGGACAAAGACGCGUUUAUCGACUAUACGGCAUCACCGACGGCACGCAAUGUGAAAAGCGCGAAAAACAGUGCAAGCUUAAAGGUGCUUGGACAAGGCACGGUGAUCUUGCGUGUUUGGAAUGGCACGUUAUGGAUUAAUGCCCGGCUGGAAAAUACACUACACGUGCAAGAUCUCAACAAGAACCUGUUCUCACUGACAGCAGCUACUGCACGCGGGAUGACGGUUGAAAUCACCAGCGACGGGUGCACUGUUUUAAAGAGCGGGCGAAUCGUCGCGACAGGAAAGCGAUGUGGUAUGCUUAUCAAUCUAAAUGUCGAAGAAAGUCCACAGUGCCAUAUGGUGGAGGGUGAAGCUGAACUGUGGCACCGCCGACUUGGACACGUGUCAUACUCGACUGUGAACAAGCUGAUUCAAGACGGCUGCAUUAAAUGA